Molecule: messenger RNA, 3213 nt
Organism: Micropterus dolomieu (smallmouth bass)
Lineage: Eukaryota; Metazoa; Chordata; Actinopteri; Centrarchiformes; Centrarchidae
Gene: cenpt
Product: centromere protein T
Exons: 13
Coding region: 245-2731 (828 amino acids)
Biological process (GO): chromosome segregation; kinetochore assembly; mitotic cell cycle
Cellular component (GO): kinetochore
Molecular function (GO): protein heterodimerization activity; DNA binding
Source: RefSeq, a predicted model, not a curated record
UAAAAAUAACGCGGGACGUGUGAGGAAUGAAUCCGUUGAAAACAAAAUUAGACAGUCACCAGAGGGUAGAUAAUGUUUAAUUAGAUAAAACAUGUAAUGAAUGACACUGUCCUCAGUUCAGCUCCAUUUGUUGGACUCCACAGAAUCGCCGUAGUUUAACACGGUUAACUGUUUACCAUUCUCAAACGUUUGUAACUAACGUUGACGUUAGCUAACCAGCUGACUAGCUAAGCUCAUUUUCUAAAUGGAUCCAACGGAGGACUUGUCUGCUCGAGUCCUGCUGAAACAUAUUCUCAGCACCGACACACCCAGGACUCCCAUCACCCGCAGUGCCUCCAAUGCACCAAGCACCAGCGCGACCAGGCGCAGCAGUAGACUCAGCAAGAAAGAUGCUGGGCCCAAAACCCCACAGGACAUCCUGAGGCGCAGCCUGAAACAUAAACUACAUGAGAAUUUAACCAGGAAGUCCCUGCCCAAUACUAAAAGGAGAACUGCCUCAGUUGUGCUCAGAAAGAUAAACAUGCCUACCCCAGGCUCACUUCCGUUCGAUGAUGGAGACACACCGAGGCACAUACUCAUGAACAUCAUGCGGACAGAGCCUGUGAGGUCCCCUGUGGUUCACGAGGAAGCUGCAUCAGAAGAACCACAGCCAUCUUCAGCCAGCAUUACCAGCAAGCGUCCUAGCAUUGAGCUGUCAGGGUUGGACUUGCCUGAUAUAACGAUUGGCACCGCAGCUAGUACUGUAAAGGGACUGAGCAGAAAAAGACCACGUCGGAGCCUUAAUGUAACAGCUUUUGAAAAGCGUCUCAAAGAUGGAAAUGAUGUUGAAGAGGAAAAUGAAUCAACAAGUGACCUUACAUCACUUUCUUUGUCAAGUUCCACCUCUCUGAGUUUAAAAACACCCUUUGUGGAUGUUCAGACUGAGAGAAAUGGCCUGCAGAGAAGAAUUUCUAAACGUCGAAAAAUCACAGAGGAAGAAUUUGGAGCCGCUGUUGAUAAAAGGCAGAUGGGAGGAGUGAGCAGCUUUGUGCUGGCAGAGCGGGGCCUCAGUGAGACCGCCUACUCUGAGGGCUUCACUUUGGGCCUAAGUAAACUCAGUGAACCUGAUAUCACGACUGACAUUGUCCACUGUAACACAGCUCUCUACGCUCAUGCUGAUGCCAUGUCCAACUUUUCUAUUGUUGCAACUCAAGACAAACCCACAGUGAUGGCAUCUCAGCUUCAGAGACAGAUCAGAGAGAUGGAGCAGGAGGAGCAGAUGGGAGCGGAGCCAGGGAAAGGGAAAUCAAUGUAUUUAUUUCCGACUGAAGAAGAGGCAGAACCUCAGAAUGAAGAAGGUUUUUAUCAGUUGGAGGAAGAUGUGAACGCAGCUGAUGUUCAACCUGAAGAUGCUGCGGCCAUGUCAAAAUCUGAGGAAGAUAAAGGUACAGAUGAAUCUCAGACUAGUGUAAGGGAUGAUACAGCCAAGUCUGAGGAAGAGGAGAACCAAGUGGAAGCUCAAACUGAAGAGGAUGCUGCAGCCAGCUCUCAGUCUGAGGAAGAGGAGAUUGCUGCAGAUUCUCAAACCGAAGAAGAAGAAGAAGGUGGAGUUGAUUCCCAGCCUGAAGAGGAUGUUGCAGGCAAGUCUACGUCUGAGGAAGAGGAGGUUGCACCAGACUCUCAAACCGAAGAAGAAGCAGCUGCUGUUGAUUCUCAGUCUAAGGAGGAUGUUGCAGCCAAGUCUUUGUCUGAGGAAGAGGACGUUGAAGAAUAUCAAAGUGAUCAAGAGGAUGAAGCCAAUUCUCAAUCUGAAGAAGAGCAUGACGGGGAGCCAGUGGAGGAAGAUACUGAGCAGAAAUCAGAACAGCUGCAACGUGACCUGGAACACAUCACUCGAAGGACUCAUUGCUCUGAGGGGGGGCUCAUUGUGCCGGUUACAGACGCAGGGUGGUCUGAUGGCAGGUCCAAAGCACACAGUGCUGUUGGUUUACACAGCAGCCUGGCAAUGGGAAGCUAUGAGAGCGGCCUGCCUCCUGUUGGGGUCCCUGACUCGGCUGAGUCCCCAACCCAAAUACAGACAGAUGCGUCUUACACAGAGGCCAAGCCUGAUGCUAACAAAGAGAACUCCCUUCAGGGGAUGCCUGAUAUUGAAUACAGUGGGCACAUGAGUCACAACUCACCUGAAGAAGCUGCUGCUGACGACCCUGCUGAACAGGAGGAAGAGUGGGAGGAUGAUGAAGAUGGUGACGACAUCCCCAGCAAGACGCCGGCAUUUGUCAGAGAGAAAAUGAAGAUUUUUCACUCUGAUCCUCAGGCUUCACCUUCUGUCUUUAGGAACACUCAAGCCAGUAGUACAAGUGAAGGUUUGCCUGCAACUAAACCUAAGCAGGUGAGAAAGAGGAGGUCCGGGCCAGCUAAAAACGAAGGCGGCCUUCCUAAGAGCUACCUGAUGGGCAUGUUCAAGCACUUUGCCAAAACGAAGGUCUCUGCAGAUGUGUACCCUGUCCUAAAAGAAACAAUGGAUAAAUUCUUCGAGCGGCUGGCGGACGACUUGGAGACGUAUGCUGUUCACGCAAAGAGAAAAACCAUAGAGGUUGAAGACGCUGAACUUCUGCUGAAAAGGCAGGGUUAUGUGAAUGACAAGGUGCCGGUGGAAGUGCUUAUUGAAAAAUAUCUUCGAAUGGACCAGCGCAAGCUCCUGAUCCCCAUAGCAACCAGUGGAAAUGUUGUAAUCCCUAAAAAGCGGAGAUGAAUGUUUAUUUUCAUAUACAGCUAUGUUUGUUUUGUCUGGUUUCAUCUCUUGGACCUCUGCACAUUUUAAUUACACUGCAUUUGAUUUGGACAAGCGAUACCUCUAUUUAAUCUUGUUAAUCAGAAAUAAAAAAGAUUUCUGUAAAGUGUAAAUAUUUGUUAACAUAUCUUUUACCAAGACUUGGUAAAAGACCAAGACAGUUUUUAACAAUUUUUUUUAAUUUUUUUAUGGGAUGUCUGUGUAGCUUUUUUUCUGUAUUACUAUACUGUGUUGAGUCGAGUGUGAUUACACAUCUGUACGAAAUGCAAGUGUUGUGCUAGUUGACAACAGAGCUCUGUCAUUAUUGCUUAAGAUUACACGAGUACAUGUGUCAAAUGUCUUCAUUUAUGAUUUUAUGCAUAUAUUUUAUGACAGUUUGAAACAAAGGAAGGUUUUCAGACUUCUAAAAAUCAACAAAUCUUAAAUUAAAGUUUUCUGUUUUA